This is a messenger RNA of Pipra filicauda (Wire-tailed manakin), 3128 nucleotides long. It is a transcript of the gene ARMH4, whose product is annotated as armadillo like helical domain containing 4. The coding region runs from base 161 to 2422 and encodes 753 amino acids. Lineage: Eukaryota; Metazoa; Chordata; Aves; Passeriformes; Pipridae. The transcript has 8 exons. The record is from RefSeq and is a predicted model, not a curated record.
CCCAGCACAGCCCCCGACACCGCCCGCCGGGUGGGCCGGGCUCCGCUCCGCCCGUGCGGCCGCGGGGCUGGGGCAGCGGCGCCGGGGAACCGCCGGGACCCAGGCCUUGCACUCUGGAUUUGUCAGCCUUGCAGGCUUCUGGUCACAUCUCUUCUCGGCCAUGGGGAGAUCAGUAGGAUUUAACAUCUUUGUGGUCACCUGCAGCAUCCUGCUCUUGUCCUCCAGCCUGCCAUGCCUUGCAUCUCAGCCUCUGGAGGAGGGGGACACGACCAAGAUCCAGCAUGGCCCCUGGGCAGGGAAUGGGCUGGAAGAUGAAAGUAUUGGCAUGGUGGACUUGAAAAAUACCUUGAGCCCUUCUGAGCAGACCGUUUCUGAAGAGCCAUGUGGAGUGUCAGCAGAGCCGUCUGGGACACCCUUGAAUGAAGCUUCCACUGCAGAAGAAAUGCUCCCUGUGAGCCCCAGCCAUGUCAGCCCCAGCACCCAAGGCCUGGGUGACCACACCUCUGCUGGGGCAGUGGCUGCUGUGAGUGGGGAGGAGCUUGGUCCCACGAAGUCAGAGCUGGAUGAGGAUGAUGCCCUCAAGGCCAUGCUGACCACAGCUGUGACCACGCUGAGCCCCCCUGGCCAGGAGGAGUCUGUGGGUGGCCCCAUCAGCGAGGUCACCACAGAGGGUGGUGUGGCAGUGGAGCACAGCUCUGCCAGCCCCUCAGCAACCCCCCCCCUUCCUGGGACAACUGUGGAGGAGCAGGAGGGGGCAGAGAGCAGCUCACACCCCUCAGCUGUGCCCCAGCCCACGCUGAGCCCCAGCUCUCCCAGCUGGGAAACAGCGAGUGACCACCUUGUUAUCCCAACUCCCCAGGCUCCUGGUGUGACCCCUGAGGUGGGAAUGCUGAGACCCCGCACAGGGAGCCCUCUGAAAUCCCUGGCUCCACCAGUGUCUGUGGCUGCCGAACGUCCCCUCGUGGUGACCGAGGCCUCCCUUCCCCCAGAAGCAGGGACAGGGGUCACACAAGGAGAGCUGCCCACCACAGCUGGCACUGUCACCAUCCCCCCUGUGGACACUGUGCCACCUGACUGGGAUGACACAAAGCUGGGGGACAUCAGUCAAGGGGGAAGCACGUCUCAUGAGGAGGUGACAGAGGACCUGGCGACGACAAAACCAUCCCAGACCCCACAGGGAGGUGUGGGAGAGGAAGAGGACGCAACAAGAGCACUGCCAUCCCCAGUGUCCCCUCCACCAGAGCCUGAGCUUGCUGAGGAGACCAACUGCACAGUGCCAGCACAAGGAGAGGAGCUGCCAGCAACUUCCACAGGCAGCAGUGGUGCUUCCCACACUGGAAAUGUGACGGAUGGAGACACGACUGAUCUGGACUCGCUGGAAAACACAAGUGCAGUCACAGCAGAGGAGGAGAAAAGCAUUCUGCCAUCACAGUCAGAGGCUACUGUGGGGACAGAAACUCAGCCUGAGCUCUCCCCUACUCUGGAAAGUUCAUGGGAAGGUGUUGCUCAGGAGGUGACAACAGUUGCCCAGGAGGCUGAUGCUGGUCUGUCAGUUGUGGCAGUGGGUCCUGGUGCUACCCAGGGAACAGGAGCUGCAAGCUUUCCCCAGGAGAACAGUGGGGAAGACACCCAGAUGCUGACUGCUCCCAGUGCCACCGAGGUGCUGGUGGCAACUGGUGCUUCCUCUGCGGUGAACACUCUGGAUGUUGAAGAUCUCACGGAUGGGAUCGUGGUCACCAGUGAGAAGGCUGUCCCAGCUCCUGGUGGGAUGCCUUCUACCCCAUCUGGACAGACAGGGGAACCAUCCAGCAGAACUGUGGUCCUGGUCACUCCAGCAUCCAUGGCCUCUUCUGCCAGGAGAACAGCCCUUCCCUCUGUGCGGAGGAUCAGCACGGCCGUGACCUACGGGCUGGACCGCCUGGAGUCGGAAGAGGGUGAAGAAGAGGAGGAGGAAGAAGAAGAGGAGGAGGAAGAAGAGGAGGAGGAAGAGGAAGAUGAGGAGGACAAAGACCUAGAUCUGAUGGAUGAAAGCAUGGAGGGCGACACGGAGCUGCCAGGUUUCACACUUCCAGGGGAGACCUCCCAGGAUCCCAUAGCUGGCCUGGAAAACCCUGUGGCCCAGCUGGCUGGGGUGUCCUACCAGGUUCCUGACACCAUCGAGUGGGAGCAGCAGAACCAGGGUCUGGUGAGAAGCUGGAUGGAGAAGCUGAAAGAUAAGGCAGGGUACAUGUCGGGGAUGCUGGUUCCCGUGGGAGUGGGAAUAGCAGGAGCCCUGUUUAUCCUGGGAGCGCUCUACAGCAUCAAGAUUAUGAACCGCCGAAGGAGAAAUGGCUCGAAGAGACAUAAAAGAAAGCAGAGGGAGUUUAACAGCAUGCAGGACCGAGUCAUGCUCUUGGCUGACAGCUCCGAAGACGAAUUUUGAACCGGACUGCGGUGCCCUUGUGACUUUUCCGAGGAGGGAGGGAGAGGGAGAAGAAGAACAAGUGACUCUGUGCUGCAUCCCUGCUCUCUCCACCACCCCAGGGCCCCAGCAGGGCUCAGUGCCCUGACCAAGGCAUGCUACGCUCUUCGUGUCCCGCCAGUGAUGUUUGUUUGAUACAAUAGUGGAGAUUUCACAUUUCAGAUCCACAGCGCGUCUUGUUACAGCUGGAGCUGAUCCAUAUGGAUGAUUAUUUUCCUAUCACCCUGGUGUACUGUUUUGGUCCUGGCUGGCAGUAAUCUAAUCAUAACAAUAGCUCUCACCUAACCCGGGAAUGGAAAUCUUUACUGUGAAUGACUGCUGUCCAAUUAAUUUUAAAUGUUACAUUACCUGAGCUAGAGUUCAUUAGUGCUAAGAUUAGCUGCUCUGCUUAAUUAAUGAGUUGUACACCUGAACUGUGUCCCUGGCCACCUGAGAAGUGCCCACGUACAGUGUUCUUGAUUCAGUUUGAAGCACAUUUCUGCACUUGGGUGCCCGACUCUCACCCCUGCUCUCUCCCUUCAGCUCUUCUCCACACUGCUUGGAGACACACGGGAAUGGCCUCAGCACUUGAUUUCACCACAAAAAUCCUGUCCAUUUUCAACCAGCACUGUCUGUUACAGCACAAUAAAUACCAGCGCUCGCCUACUGACGGGUGGUCUUGCAUGGA